GUUGAUGUUCCUGCGGAUUCUCUGCGCGUCUCGGAGCGCUGCGCCUGAGGUCGCUGUUCUGAGCGUCACGUCUCCUUCCUCCUUUCGAUUUUACAGAGAAAAUGGAGAAACACUACACGGAGUCUAAAGUAAAAGGAGUCAGCACUGGGACCACCAUCUUGGCUGCGAUAUUUGAUGGAGGGGUCGUGAUUGGAUCAGACUCAAGGGCUUCAAUUGGAGGGGAAUAUGUAUCUUCUAAAACCAUCAACAAAGUGGUUCAGGUUCAUGACAAGAUCUUCUGCUGCAUGGCUGGGUCACUUGCAGACGCUCAAGCCGUCAUCAAAACUGCAAAGUUCCAACUGUCAUUUCACUGUGUACAGAUGGAGAGUCCUCCUCUUGUGAUCGCUGCAGCAUCAGUUCUGAAAGAACUUUGUUAUAAACACAAAGAUGAGCUGCAGGCAGGAUUCAUCACAGCAGGAUGGGACAAAAAGAAAGGACCACAGGUAUAUGUUGCAUCUCUGGGUGGGAUGUUAAUCAGCCAGUCUGUAACCAUCGGCGGCUCAGGAAGCACCUAUAUCUACGGCUACGUUGAUGCUAAAUACAAACCUGACAUGACCAGAGAGGAAUGUCAACAGUUUGCCACCAACGCUAUUGCUCUGGCUAUGGGCAGGGACAACGUCAGUGGAGGUGUUGUUCACCUGGUGGUGAUAACAGAAAAGGGGGUGGAGCAUGUGGUCGUACCUGGAGACAAACUACCAAGAUUUCAUGAUGAAUGACCAGAUUUUUUCUGUUUAAAACUUUAGCCUUAUUAGAAAAUGGUUAAUAUCAUGUCCAAAUGUUAUUUUAACUGAUAUUAAGACCUGAAAAAAAGGCAAUACAAAAAACUCCACUCUCAUCAUGUUUUUUGUAUAAAAAUAGGUAUUUUGCCCAGUUAAACUCUUACAAGAGAAUUAAAACGAAUCAAAUGAGUCUGUCUAUUAUGACCUCCUUAGUAGUUGAAUUCCUUGAAACAAUAAGCAGCAAAUGGUAAUUUUUCUAAUAAAUGUUUAUUAUUAAAAUGAAAAUAGUUUUCCC
This is a messenger RNA of Cyprinodon tularosa, 1053 nucleotides long. It is a transcript of the gene psmb12, whose product is annotated as proteasome 20S subunit beta 12. Lineage: Eukaryota; Metazoa; Chordata; Actinopteri; Cyprinodontiformes; Cyprinodontidae. Gene Ontology annotation, molecular function: threonine-type endopeptidase activity. The transcript is spliced from 6 exons. Bases 102 to 755 code for a protein of 217 amino acids. Gene Ontology annotation, cellular component: proteasome core complex. The record is from RefSeq and is a predicted model, not a curated record.